Molecule: messenger RNA, 5777 nt
Organism: Rhineura floridana
Lineage: Eukaryota; Metazoa; Chordata; Lepidosauria; Squamata; Rhineuridae
Gene: TMEM47
Product: transmembrane protein 47
Exons: 3
Coding region: 334-879 (181 amino acids)
Biological process (GO): cell-cell adhesion
Cellular component (GO): cell-cell junction; membrane
Source: RefSeq, a predicted model, not a curated record
GAGCCUUCCCGCCUUCUUUCCCUGGAGGAAGCCCUGGGAGUGACGUGCGCGGCUCGACGCUAGCCCCUGUGCAGCUCCUCCCGCCCCUUCCCCAGACAGGGGGAGGGAAGAGGGGAGGAGUGAUGUGCUGAGGAGAGCUGGGCUGAGCGAUCCGAGAAGUGGCGACUGGAGGGAGCUGCCGCCGCUUUCUCCUUCUCCGCCGCCGCUCCUGAUCGGCAGGGACUGGGGGGGGGGGCUCAGACGCGGGGUCCCCUUCUCCUGGCUCCGGCGGGACUUCUACCCUCGGGACGUCUGGUUUCCCGAGGCAGCUCGAUCGUCGUGCCCCGCUCGCCCAUGGCUUCAGCCGGCAGCGGCAUGGAGGAGGUGCGCGUCUCGGUGUUGACCCCGCUCAAACUGGUGGGGCUGGUUUGCAUCUUCUUGGCGCUGUGUCUGGAUCUAGGAGCCGUGCUGAGCCCGGCCUGGGUGACGGCCGACCACCAGUCCUACCUCUCCCUCUGGGAGUCCUGCGAGAAACUCAACAACCCGGAGACCUGGCGCUGCAUAUCUACCUUGAACAGCGACUGGCAGAUCGCUACGCUUUCUAUGCUGUUGGGUGGUGCUGCCAUAAUCCUUAUAGCUUUCUUGGUUGGAUUAAUUUCUAUCUGUGUGGGAUCACGGCGGCGGUUCUACAGACCAGUUGCUGUUAUGCUGUUUGCAGCAGUGGUUCUUCAGGUGUGCAGUCUUGUCCUUUACCCAAUCAAGUUCAUCGAAACUGUCAAUUUAAGAAUAUAUCACGAGUUCAACUGGGGCUAUGGACUGGCUUGGGGUGCUACUAUAUUUUCAUUUGGGGGUGCCAUACUUUAUUGUCUGAAUCCUAAGAACUAUGAAGACUACUAUUAAAGAGAGCUACUUGAAAAGAAGAAGGAAAAGAAACAUCACAAAGAUUGUUCUGUUUUUUUCUAACUCAGUGUUUUUAGAACUUUUGUAGAGUGUCCAGCAGUCUGCUCUAUUGAUUUAUCACCUUGGACCUUUUGGCUACAACUCUUGCAAUUAACUUUUUUAAACAUCCUUUUAAAAGAAUUGCAAAAAAUGCACCUGCUGAUCAGUACACAGGCAAAUCCUUUGGUAACUUUGGUAAGCAAAGGUCAGCACCAUUGAAGGACGUAAAUGACAGCAUUCAUGAUGAGAAAACUAGCUGGAAUGAAAAUGUGGCACCUGCAAUUGCUGCACCUUGCAAGGGAGUUGCUGGUACGAGAACCAUGUAGAAGCGCCUUUGCUACACAUGAAUCAAAUUCUCUAAUAGGUCACCAACUUUUGCCACUAUGUUGUAUUGGCCCACUGGGACUAAACUUCUAAAUCACAAGAUGCUGAGAAAAGGGAAGAUAACUAAUUAUAAUGUGUACAUGCAACUAUUUCCUAACAACACAAGCUUGUGCAUUUGGCAAUCCACAUUUUCCAGCCAGCUGUGGUAUAUCAGGAAGUCAAAACUUGGAGCACAUACUUCUAAUUAUGUGGUUGGACAUUGUGUCUCAGCUGUAACCAAGUAAAAGCAGAGGAGGACACUCAAUCUGUUUACUCCCAUGACAGUAUAAAAAGAAGAGAAUACAUGCAUGAGCUGUUUUUGUCCUGAGAAUCUUGAUUUCUAGUUACGUUUCCAUAAGAAACAAGUCCAACUAUUUUUCUAGAAAGUAUUUAUUGGUAUUACUAUCAAGAGAUGCCAUAUGUCAUUCCAACCUAAUCUUAAUAGUGAAGUGCAACAGUAAAAGUUCUAAGUGAAUCUAGAUUUUUAAGAACUGUUUCUGAGAAUUGGAUAGUCUUGGAAAUAUUUUAAUCCCUGUAAUGAGUUACAUUUCAUAAUGCUUUAUCUAAAACUUGAUAUGACAGCCAAUGAAUGCCUAGGAUGGGGUGAAUCAGCUGCUGGCAGAAUCAGAAAACAUGGAAUUGGGUUCAUUCAGAUCAUGGUUUAAUGUGACAGGAAUGACCUUUGGGCUUGUGCACUCCUCCUGCGCUCUUCUUCUCUGGCGUGGUUAAAAAGAGGGACUUGAAGGCUUUUGUUUCCAUUUUUGAAUAACUACAACUUGCAGCUUUGUCUAAAUCCAGCAAAAUGUGGUUAAUCCUAUGUUUUGUUUAAAACUAGCUAACUUCAAACCAUGCAUUUAUGAAGUUGGUUUGUUUCAACAAAUCACAGUGACAACCACAGUUUAGGGUCCAGGCAUAGCACUAAACGGCAGUUAAUCAAAAAUGGAAGCAAAAGCUUUUGCUCUCACAGCUACAGCAGAGGAGAGAAGGAGAGUGCAAGCCUCAUCUUGGCUUGUACCCAUCAUAAUAAACCAUGGUUUAUCAUGAUGUACAGAUGCAGCCAUUAUGUCAAUUUGGCAGAGGCAUUAUGAUGGUGAUACAAUUACACUGAAAGGCCAAUGUAAUGAUACCUUAGAGCACUGCUUUUUAAAUGGAAGCAUUUAUAGAAAUUAAUACUGUAUAAUAUUAAGAGGGAGUGGAAGAAAAACACCUAUAAUUUCCAAAUGGCAGCUGUUAGUUUCAUAAGUUCUUGUCAAUCAGUGGGGGGCUUUUUGUCACACAUGAGACAUUGUCUCAAAAAAAUCUAGUGAUUGGUGAGUCCCCAUUUGGGGGGGGAAUUAUUACAGAGUCUCAUUGAUAACUGGAAUCAUUAAAAAAAAUACUUAUGACCUAGAGAAAAAAAGGUGUGGUAAUGUGACAAACUGCUGCUUCACAUUGAUUUGAUUUUUAAAAAUAAUCCACCAAACAUAUGUUUUCUUUCGGAGACUAGCUGUUAUGAAAAGUAUAAAGUAUCAGUAUAGUAUCAGUAUCAUACUAUUUUCUCCUCCAAAUGCGAUGGAUUGGCUGACAAUUAUUUGCAUUUAUCACCGCUUGUUUAAGUUAUUUCUUUAAGUUUUGCAGAAACUAUAUUACUUCUUUAAGACCCAAGUUAAUUUGGGGUAGAAAUUUUAAAUUGAUUUAUACAACAUAACAUUUAUUUUUGUUUACAAUCAGCUUAUUGGAUAUUUUCAAUUACUUCUAAAAUUAUUUUUAUACAGUAUAUACAGUUCUAAUAUACAUAUUUAGAAACAAUUAUUUUUGUUAUAUGGACAUUAAAAUAAAUCCUAUCAUGGACUUCCUUUAAGAGCACACUCUUCAGAACUAUAAAAAUGCUGCUUAGCAGAGUUGCUCUGUCAUAGUGUUACAGAAUUCCUUAAUAUUAAGACCUCAGAAGUAAUAAACAUUUUAAUUACUGCAAAUCAGAGAGAGAGAGAGAGAGAGAAAGGAUGUGUUCUGUAAAACAUAAAACUAUGAUAAAUAUGUUUAUAUAUGUCAUUAAAAACACAACUAUUGUUUGUUUAGAAAAAUAAGCUGUACUUAAUCUGUGUGCAAACGUAAAUUGGCAUAUGGAUCACCUUCUUGAUAUUCCCACUGCUCCAUGGACAGAUAGGUGCUGGGUGUGCAUGGUGGGAGGGAGGUUGCAACCUGCACAUUCAGGAACAAGAGUGCAUCUGUGAUUCUGUACAACAGGGAUGGAGAACCUAUUGCCCUCCAGAUGUUGUUGAAUUACAACUGCAUUAAUUCCUGACCACCGGCCGUGCUGUCUGCCACUGAUAGAGCUGGAGUCCAACAACCUCUGGAUGGUCACAGGUUCCCCACCCCUGCUGUACCAAACUUAUACUGGUAUAGCAGACUAUUAGUGUGGUCAAUUCCCACUUGCCCUUCACCCUCCAACAGAUGCUAACUGUGGGUGUAGGUAGCUAGGGGAGGACGACAAGGCAAAAUGAAAUCUUAUCAGUAUGUAUGUAAUUCAAAAUCCAUCCAAAACAGCUAGAAAAUGUUUAGAAUGAAAAGGAGAAUCAUUGGAUGUGUUGCACAGAUAGCUGAGGAUAUUUAGGACUUUGGCAACUGAGAUUGGAAUGUACCUUUACAGGUGACUGAAGCUUAAACAAGCCAAAGUAUUUUGAAUAUAGGUCAGCAAAUAUGGUGGCAUACUAUGACAUUCUGGCCUUGCUACUUGGAGCCUAAAUUAUUGUUUAGACAAGUAGUGACCACCAUUUUCAACAUGUGUCAAAAUUUUCAUUCUGUAGUAAAUGAAACUGCCGUUUGAGUGCGUACUCCUAUAUGCACUAAAACCCAGGGGCCAUGCUUUGUAUAAUGAAAGGCACUAGUUCAUUCAUUUACCGCAGGGAUGGAAAGUCUGUGGCCUACUGGAUGCUGUGGGACUUCAAGUCCUGUCAGCCUCAGCCAGCAUGGGCAGGAAUGAUGGGAGCUGCAGUCCAGCAACACCUAAAGGACCACAGGUUCGCCUCCCUCCCUCCCUAAUGUUAUAAUAAAAGUGCUGGGAAAGAUCUGUGCCUAAGAACUUGGGGAGCUGCUGCAAAAGAAGAUAAUACAAAAAGCAUCUUCUGUUUUUUAGACACAGUUGCCAAUAAUGGCCUGUCAUUUUAUUUCAAGCUGGGAGUAAGCAACAGUGCAACACAGUGGAAGUGUGGUCCUGACUAAGCCAUAGGUAGGCCCAUGGGUCUACCUCCUCUUUACAGCUUGUGUCACAGACUCCUGCUGUCUGUGUGAUUUGUUUUACCCCACACCACAUACAGGUUUGUUAUCAUGCCCGUGGUUUAGCUCUGUGGGGAAAUGGUUUUGGUUUUCUUGAAUAGCUACAACAACGUCCAUGAAAAGGAAAUGGAAAUGAGAGCUGCUAAAACAGACAAGGUUGAUUGGGUGGCCCUAAGAAGCACUAUGAGAUGUGAAUCCAGAGUUUGUUUGUUCUUUAUUUUAUUCUUCUAGUAAUAUAGGGUUGCAUCCAAAAUUAGUCCUUAGAGUAGCCCCCUUGAAAUUAAUAACUAACUUAGGUCUGUUAAUUUAUAUGAGUUUACUCUGAGUAUGACUUAUGUUGGAUAAAAGUCAAUAAUUUUAUUGCGGUUUUGUUACAUAACAAUCAGAUACGUGAACUAUAAUAUGAGUGUUUCGAAUCUUCAUCUUCCUUUUCAGGAUUUAAAUGCAUGAAAAAGAUUACACCACAAUUUUGCCCUUACCCCAUUUCCCCCCCCCAUUAUCUCAGUGCAGAUUUUAAUGCUUCAUUUACACCUUCUUUUAACCAUUGACAGUUCUACUCAGCAUAGGAUUUCAGCACUGAAUUAUAAUAUGUAAUGUAAAGCAGAAAUACCCUUUUCUGCCUGCAGGAUUAAACACGUAAGUGUUUGAUUGUAUGUGUAAAAGAUCACAUUUUAAUUUAUAAUUAUUAUUAUUGAAUUGAAUUGUUAGCACUCAGUUGUAUUUUAUGUCACUAACAGGAUGAAUUCUCACUCUGCACACAUAUUUUGCACAGUUUGAACUUGCAGAUGUGCACACAUACACAUAUAUAGUGAAGCUGCAACCAGGGCUAGAUAUUUGUAUUUUUCAAGUUUAAAGUGUACUGUCCAGUGCUGACAGGUAUCUAGGACCUCUCUUGGAUUUCUUGCACAACUACGUCCAGCUUUUGUAAACUCAACAUGUAAAUUUUAAAGACAUAAAUAUAGAGAGAACUAUGUGUUUGAAAUAUAAGUGAUAUAUAUAUAUAUAUAGAUAUAUAUAUAUGGAUUAGCAUGUAAACUAUAUUAUUAUUAAACAUGCAAUGAACUGACUGGUAAAAUGAAGCAUAAUGUUAUGGCUAGCAAUGUAAUUUAUUCAGACUGUAUUUUUGUACAGAACAGUGCACACUAACCUAUUGCCUCUGUGUCCUCUAUAAUGCCUAAAACUGUGCCUAGAGAUUUCAUUUCUGUCUCUCAAUAAUAAACAAUGAAGGAUUUUUCAUUCUA